ACUUAAACUGAUAAAACAAUCAGAAAUUUGACAAGAAACAUUCUACAUUUGAAUACAAAGCAAAUGUGAAACGACACUCCUGAAGAUUUCCGACUACUGUUAUCACUGAGUCCUUUCAUUUCGACAUUAGCCUACACUGGUGGACUCUUGUAUUGAUUAAAAUGGUAUUCAGAGGGGCCCGGACAAAUUCUCAUAUAUCUAGGCUCACAAAACUUGUCGCCAGAUAAGAACCUGACACAAUGUUUACAAAAUUUAAAUAGUAGAAAAACCAAUAGAAGUAGGAAUUAUUUCAUCUGUGGGAAAUGUUCGAAUGAGACACUACACAGGUCCCAUUUUCAAAUUUUCAAAACAUUUCUUAUACCAUGUCAUUGGUCAGUUGGACUAAUUGUAGAAAAUAUGCAAAGUGAAUUCCAGACGAGUAUGGUCUACAUCCCGGAUUACUAUCGUGUUAUAUCUCUCACUCUUCCACAUUGGCUUUCUUAUUAAAGCGUGUCCUCUGUCGCUAUACUGUAGGUCACCAGAGGUAGCACACAAAACAGCGUGAAGAUGGAAUUUCUUCUGAUAAUAGUCAGCACAGGUGAGUUUCUCCAGUUCGUGCAUUUAAAACUUUAAAAUCGCCACUUAAGUACCUGUUCCUUCUGCUUCUAUCGUGUUUUUAGAAUCCCCGUGUGUAUUGAAAGAUCUGCGAUGUAAAUCCAUUCCUGACAAAUUUAAAUUCCAAGACAGCAAUGCACUGAUUUUCUAAUUUCUCCAAACGUGAAAAUGUACCACACAGUGGCAUAAAGAAAUUGUAUUCUGACAUCUGCAUGGGACUAUAAAAAGGCAAUUAAGUGAAGAUGGAUGGUGCAUAUUAUUCCCAAUCGAUGUACCAGCGGGAUAAUUAUGGUAUUUCUGCAUCUGUUCCGGGACCCUACGGUACUUCCGGACAGCCUCCACCUCCAGCGUGUAUCUACCAAAGAAAUUCAAAUCUUGGCUAUGGAGGACAUCCAAUGCAAGUUGUAGAACAAACCUCUCUUGACUCUUCUAAUACUGUAAAUCAUCAAAUGGCACCACAACAAAAUCUACAAACAACACAAGGGACUGGACAUUCUCCCAUUGCUAAUACCACGCCUGCUCACAUGCAAAAUCCCAUGCAACUGACCCCUGGAAUCUUACCAACUGUAUCUCAGCCCCCACCGGCUCAUUCUCAAACAAUGCCCCCAUCAACCACAACAACUAGUGGAAAUGGAAACGGAAACCAAAGUGGCGGAAAUUCAAAUCAAACCCACCUACAGUUCCCUUGGAUGAAAACAACAAAAUCACACGCUCACCAAUGGAAGGCUCAAUGGCCAGGUGCUCAGUUUCCAUUGGAGGAUGACAACAAACGCACGCGCACAGCGUACACAAGAGGCCAGUUACUGGAGCUGGAGAAGGAGUUUCAUUUUAACAAAUACAUUUCUCGACCGCGAAGAAUAGAGUUGGCUGCAAUGUUGAACCUUACUGAACGCCAUAUAAAAAUUUGGUUUCAGAAUAGACGAAUGAAAUGGAAAAAGGACGAGGCCAAACGAAGACCACGUCCUCUGAAUUCUUCGAACAUUAAAAAUGCUGUUUCACCACCGGAAUCUCCUGUCAUGACAGAUUUAUCUCCCGUUUCGAAUGGAAGUGACGUUUCGUCACCGAAAGAGAACGAAACAGGCGAUAUUUCCUCAGUAAACAAAAAUGUGUUGAACAAAAACACUCUCUCAUCGCCAAAGGAAGAAUCCGCCACGUGAUAAUGGCGACACGGGGUAUAUGUAUCAAAUACAGUCCCUUGAUAUAUUAAUGGAAACUGAUUUACAUGUGUUCUAAACUUCUAAUGUAAUUUCAUGUCUUUGACCUACACAUGAACGCCCUUUAUAGAAAAAGGUAUCAAUACAUCCACAGAAGGCACAUGAACGAUGUUUCUACCAGCAAGUGUUUUAUUGACUGUUGUUUAUCGAGCAUUGUGUUACUAAAGUUGGUUGUAUUUUAUUCUUGUCAAUGUUGCUCCGUAAGAAUAUUUUUAAAUAUAAGUAAAGCUUACACUGAAGAGCUCCUUUACCGGUGUGACACAAUGUGCUGUAGGGUCCCAUAUUUUUACAGACUU
Messenger RNA from Saccostrea echinata, 2104 nucleotides. Its product is annotated as pancreas/duodenum homeobox protein 1-like. Gene Ontology annotation, cellular component: nucleus. Bases 837 to 1751 code for a protein of 304 amino acids. Gene Ontology annotation, molecular function: RNA polymerase II cis-regulatory region sequence-specific DNA binding; DNA-binding transcription factor activity, RNA polymerase II-specific. Lineage: Eukaryota; Metazoa; Mollusca; Bivalvia; Ostreida; Ostreidae. The transcript has 3 exons. The record is from RefSeq and is a predicted model, not a curated record. Gene Ontology annotation, biological process: regulation of transcription by RNA polymerase II.